Molecule: messenger RNA, 8095 nt
Organism: Heterocephalus glaber (naked mole-rat)
Lineage: Eukaryota; Metazoa; Chordata; Mammalia; Rodentia; Bathyergidae
Gene: Lrrc20
Product: leucine rich repeat containing 20
Cellular component (GO): cytoplasm
Molecular function (GO): protein binding
Source: RefSeq, a predicted model, not a curated record
UGAGGCAGCGCCUCCAAUCCCCUGCGCCCCGCCCCUCGGUCCGGGAACUCGCAUGGGGCGCAGCCGGCUGCCGAAGGAGUUGGAGUGCGUAUCGCCGGGCGCUAGGAGGCAUUGUCGCCGUGCAGGCCCCUUUGUGAAGAGCAGACCGGCCCGUUGGCUGGCAGCAGGACACCCAGGUCUGCAUGCUGAAGAAGAUGGGCGAGGCGGUGGCCAGAGUUGCGAGGAAGGUCAAUGAGACAGUGGAGAGCAGCUCUGACACGCUGGACCUGGCUGAGUGUAAGCUGGUUUCCUUCCCCAUCGGCAUCUACAAGGUCCUGCGGAAUGUCUCAGACCAGAUCCACCUCAUCACACUGGCCAACAACGAGCUCAAGUCCCUCACCAGCAAGUUCAUGACCACAUUCAGUCAGCUCCGAGAGCUCCGCCUAGAAGGGAACUUCCUACAUCGUCUCCCCAAUGAGGUCAGCAACCUGCAGCACCUCAAGGCUAUCGACCUGUCCCGGAACCAGUUCCGAGACUUCCCAGAGCAGCUCACCACCCUGCCAGUGCUGGAGACUAUCAACCUGGAGGAGAACGAGAUCAUGGGGCUUACUGCCACAGUCUCCAUACCUUGGAAACCCCACGCUCCUUGGAAAGCACCUUAAUGGUCCUGUUGAUGUCCGCUGUGGCCUCAGCCACAGAUCAUGAGGAAGAAAGGCCAUCAUCAAGAAGAGAAACAGAUUCAGAGAGGCUCAGGCCUUGCCUGCAGUUGCUUUAAAUGGUAGGGCUUGCACUGGGGCCUGUGUUCUGGCCUUGGUGUCUCAAGAUGUGGACCAGUCAAGGUCAACUCAUCCCUCCCACCUGCCCUGGGGCGGGCACUUAGCUUGCAGGAAUGUUAAGGGCUGGCCAUGUGCUCCCUGAAGGCUGGGGCUAUUCUAUUUCUGUUGGCUUCUUGCUCCAUCCUGGUCAUGAUACUCAGCCUGGGUCCUUGUGGAGGUGGGGGAGACUUAGUCACUCUCUUCUGCCUGGCUCCCUCCCGGCUCUAAGUGUGGCCUAAGGAAUAGGAACAUGGCCCAGAAGUGCCAGGCACGAUUCCCUGUCGCUGCCAGGUUACCAGUUUACCUGCUUGUCUCCUGUGGCAUUCUGAGUGGGGUGUGAAUUUCAUCUCCACAUGACAUCCUUGAUCUUAGUUGUUCUGGUCUCUAAGCAGCAAGAGCUGCCUUGAUUGAGGCUGAGGUGUGAGGCCAGCCUGGCUCCCGGCUGGCCUGAAAUCUCAGGAUGCUUCUGUCAUGAUGGAGGCUGCUGUUCUCUCCUGCGACUUCACCCUCCUUGCCACUUCCCUGGGCCCAGGUGGGGAGGAGGACCUUUUGGACCUCGGGGGUCACAGGAAUGAAGAACAGGGUUCCAGAGCGACCAUGUUUACCAUCUUGCCUCUCAGUUGGUCCCACUGACAAGAAACAAGUUUCCCAGACAAAAAUGCUAAUGACCAAUAAGAGGAAGUCAGGCUGACCCUGGGAAAUAAUGGUUAGUAAAUAUUGCCUUCCCUAGGGCCUGGGGAUUUAGCUCAGUGGUUCCGCCGCCUGCCUCGAAAGCACAAGGUCUCAAGUUCGAUCCCCAGUACCAAAACAAAAAAAAUAAGCAAAACAUUGCCUGCCCUGAUUCUGUGGGCAUCAGUAGUACAGGAAGACUGUCUGCACUGGGAGGAGGGUCGGACAGGGGGUGGUGUUCAUGAUGGUUGAGAUCCUUCUUCCCUCCCACAGACCACAGAGUCUUUGCCUUUUGUCCUCACCCAGGCCAUGAGGCUUUGCCUGUCACUCCUCCCCACUCCCAAUAGCCCCCAUGCACUUGAGGACCAUGGAAAGUUAAGGGGAUCUUACUUUGGCUUCAUAAAAGAAUACAUUCUACAGUCAUAGCCUGAAAGAGACAGAAGAAGCCAGACUCCCAGCCUUUCACCUUCUGGAAUAGUGGAAAGUUGGAAACAACCGGAAUGUCCAGCAACAACGAGCAAGUAGCCAAAGUGCUAGAUCCAUCCACCCCGCGAUGGAGCCAUAGACAUGUCACGAAGACAGGCACAUGAUGGCUAGGUAUCUAAAGAGCCACCUGGGAGCACUAGAAAGUUGAGAAGGCCAGGUGCCAACACGUUCACACUGACUAGUUCCAGAUGAUGGGGCUUGGUGAUUAUAGUUGUGCUAAUCAAUAUCUUCUCAACCUCUAAAUUGGAUUCCUAGGGGUAUGGGCCAGUGUCCUGUCAUACCUUUGGUCCACUGAAGACUGGCCCUGUUUGGCGCAUGGGCACAGAGUAGGUCAGGCUGGAGAUGGGUUCUGAUUCUGGAAUGUAGCUUUGGUCCCAGAGUUGAUUAAGCAAUAUUGAUGAUGAGUCCACCUGUGCUCGGCCCCCAUGGUCUCCUGCCUGGAGGAACUUAGGGUCUCAUUUUCGAGGUAAGAUAGGCAUUUAUCCGAAUACAGGCAUUGAGCCCGUUGUGGGAGCUAUCCUAGGCAUCACCUUCAUAGGAGUAAACAAACAUCUGCAGGUUUCCAAGUGUGCCGCGUGAUACAAGUGUGGUGUAAAGUGUGAUGAGUUUAGAGGGGAUCAGGGGGCGUGACAGGAGGUGGUCUUGGAACUGGAUUCGAGGAGCAGCAGUACAAGGUGGUUGGGCAUGAGGGCGAGACCCAAAGGGUGUAGGAAAAACCAAGCUUCCUUUCCUCUCCAGCUGCACCAGGGUUCAGGCCCACAUCUCUGUGGCCUGGAGCUUGUUCGUUCCUCCCAGCUCUGGUUCCCCCAUCCACAGUUGCAGAUCAUUUCCUAGCCUCCUCUCCACUCUGCAGCCAUCUCUUCCCAUUGUCAGGAUUUUGUGAGCAUAAAUAAUCUAAGCUUUAUCUGGGAACUCCUACCUGGCUUCUUGCACUUGUCACUUGGUAGUUCGACUGCUCUGGUUUGUUGAUUCUGCCAGCUUUGACAUGGUCUGAUGGUCCCAUCGCUCCUACCUCUGAGCUGCCCAAAUGAGUUCAGCAGUGAAAUCAGGGAAAAGAUGCAGGGAGUCCCUGUGUGUCCCUUGAAAGCUUGCCUUUAGCAAGAGGCUCAGAGGAUCCCGCAGACCCCCAAGAGGCCAGCUCAGUGGUAGACAUGGAGGAAGAGUCCGAGAGUUGGGCAGCACUGCUCCCGAGGCCUGGAGUCCCAGGGAUUUGCUCCACGGCUGUACUGCAGCUGGCCUUUGUGCUAUGCCCAGCAAGCCUGUGACAGCAGCCAGGAGGAGAAAGUCUGCCUCCCACACUCUGCCAGCUGCUGUGCAUGCUGCAAGCCUCCCUGGUGAGAGAUGGAGGCAACAUGGAGUCAAGUAUAGGAAGGUCCUUAGCAACUCCCCACUUCAACCCUCCUUGGAGAAACUGAGGCGGGGCACUAGUCCCCAGUGGGUGAAGGGUAGAAGAGUGGCUUAGCCAGUUUGGGCCCCCAUCUUUGAAGUUGGGAUGUCUUGACAGAUGAGAUUAGGAGGUCCUCAGCCCAGGGUCCAGCCUUACCUUCCAGGGGCUGAGGGCCAGAGCACAGAGACUGGUCCUGGCCCUGCCCUUACCCUUCUGACUUGUGGGAUAAAGCACAUGGGCUUUAGGAUCAGGGACUGCCCUGUUUGUGCCAUGCACUGGCCUGGUGGCCUUGUUUGUCAAGAAUCAGAGGCUGUUUCCUUAUCUGCCAAGUGGGUUGUUCUGAGGAACCACUAGAGCAGGAACUCAAGUAUCAGUUCCCAGAAGCAGCCUGCUUCACUGGGCCCAUUUAGACAAGGUGCUAACUUGAUUUCCUUCUGUGUCCAUGGAGGUAGGUACCCAUGAAAUGACUUUACCUCUUAAGAGCCAAGUGCAAGGAGGUUUUCUGAUGCUGGGGUGGACAGGAGCAAAGAGGAUGGUGUCUGUCCCCCAUCUUGAACUGCUGGCUGUGCUGUGUGGGAAAGUAAAGAGUCCAACAAAUUAGCAUUGUUUCUCUCUGAUGAAAGCCACCCAGAGGCUGGAAGUUGCUUCUUCCUGCUGUGCUUUGAUAGUCCUUCUACUUCCAGGGUCUCUAGUGAUCUCUGAAGACCCUGGGGAAGACUAGGAACUGUCCAGUUGGGUCUCUCAGCUCCCAGCAGAGGCAGCCUGGCACUCUGAGCUGUGAGGGUCUUAGGGAGCCUUAACCCAAACCCUCCUCCCUCUCCAUACUAUCUCCGAGCUUGUCUCUGGGGAGUUGGGCUGGUGAUCUCUGUACAGCUCGGAUUAGUGACGGAGCAAUGGCCCAGCCUUGCUGAGUGUGUGUCCCCGCAGCAUGGGGCUGGCCUGCUGCACAAAGGUGUCCUGUUGACUUCUCAUGUCCUCCCUGCAAGUGGGGUGAGAAAGGCCAAGUUCAGAGCUCUCACCGGAGGCAACCCAGACACUGGAAAAGGCAGCCUUACCUUUCUGGCUCCAGAAAUGAGCUCAUGCGUCUUAAUGGCCCCAGUCCCCACCUGCCUGAAGACAGUGAUGGUGUUGGCUGGGCUCCAGGUUUCAGAAGUGCCAUGGACAGAAGGGACAGAUUUGAUUUGUAUGGGACCCAGAGCAGAAAGAACAAAGAGGUACAGAAGAUUCUGCAGGAAACCCUGAAGAUCUGCAAGAAACUCUUCCUUCCAGGGCAGUCAGCAAGCAGAUGCAAUGAGAACCUUAUGGAUCCCGAAAUCCUGUGAGCUUCCCUGAGCCCCUGGCUUCUGUCAGAGAUGGUGUCCCUGGGCUGUGGAGGAGGUUGCUUCUAGCUGGGUGGCCCAGGGAGCCAUGAGCAUUACCAGAAGUGGAAGGCAGACACUCUUGUUGCAUCCCAGGAUGCCCUGAAAACAGACCUUUUUUUAUCUCCCUUCUUUCAUAUCUUGCCUCUGCCACUUCCUGGCUGUGUGCUCUUGGGCAAGUUACUUAACCACUGUGUGCUUCAUCUUACUAUAAGAUGGAAAUAAUAAUAGUACUCAAUUCAAUUAUUGUGUGGGUUAAAUAACUUAAUUAACAUAAAGAGCAUAAGUCAGCGAGCACUCAACACAUGUCAUUCUAAAAACCGUUAUCAAGCUGGACACAGUGGUGCAUGCCUAUAAUCCAAGUCCUCUGGAAGCCUGAGGCAGAAAGAUCUCAAGUUCUAGCUCAGCCUGGGCAACUUAGUGACUUAGCAAGACCCUGUCCAGGACCACACACACACGCACAUUCCCACACACUAUAACAACAAAACAACUCAGCACAGAGCUCCUGAGGCCAGGCUCCUUGAAAAGUCUCCCUUUGCUGGGAACACGCUGGCACCAGAGCCUUGGGGAGGAUAGGCCCCGGGGAGCUCCUUGGCCCUGCCAGGAUGGAGGUUGUAGAGCGUACUAGAAAUCAGAUGGUAGCAUUCUUGGGCCCAAAUCUGCUUCCUAUUAACUAUGUGCCAUGAAGCUGUCUUUCCUAGCCUCAGUUUCCCUGUCUCCAUAGUGGACUGAGGAGCCCAUGUGCUUCUGCAUUCCCGCAGCUGUGGAAGUGCUUUGUAAACUGAAUACUGUGAGGAGCUGUCCAAGCUGUGGCCUCCCUUCUCCCUCUCCUGGUGGAGCCAGGGAGUCACCAUAUCCCAGCUACCAAGCCCAGGGGAGGAAGGUGUCUGUCUCCAGGAUAUUCAGCUGUGUGGGUCUGUCCAGAGGAUAGAAAGCCACCUGUUUUGGAGGGUCACAGAGCCCCAGGCACUGCCCACCUUUCCCACAGGACACAGGCAGGGGAAGGGAGGGAAGCAAAGAGCUUGUGGAAGGUCCCAGUGUGGGGUCUGUCAACCUGCUGCUGGGGCAGCAGGGCCUGGCAGCCUGUUGAAAGCCUUUGGAGGGUUAGGGUAACUAGAGCCCUCCCUACAUGUGGAGGAAGUUCUUAGAGCAGUUAGAUGCAUUACACACACACACACACACACACACACACACACGCACACACUUUGAUAUACCUCUGGGCACAUCCAAAGACCUUCUCACAGCCGCCCUUAAGGAUAGACGAGUCGGGCCGGGGAUUUAGCUCAGUGGUUCUGCCACCUGCCUCGCAAGCGCAAGGUUCUGAGUUCGAUCCCUGGUACCAAAAACAAAACAAAACAAAGGAUAGACGAGUCUACCUGGGUGUCCAUCACUGGCAGAGUAGAGAGACAGAGAGGGGUGGGUACAUGGCGUGGUGUGGUGGGCAGCAGUCAAAAGCAGCAGAUCAGAUGUGCACAGGGCCCGUAGACUGGGUGAGUCAGCAGUCCCGUGCCAGUCGUUGGCCCUGAUACUCUUGCCCACUGAGAGGAACCAGCACUUCUAAUGCUGAUCCCAAGGGCUAGGGCAGGGAAGGCUCAUGAUGACUCUUACUAGAAAGUAAGAAAGUGCAUCCCCCAAAUGCUGAGAGCAUGACAAAAGAUACGGGAAGGGCUGGGGAUGUAGCUCAUGGUACAGCACUUACCUGGCAUGCACAAGGCCUUGGGUUCUGAUCCAGGCACUGCUGUUAAAAAAUAAAGAAGCCAGGUUGAAGAGGCCUCCACUGGCUAAAUCUGGGCACUAAAUUAAUUAAAUGCAAUAAUGCCUGUUAAGUCACUAGAAACACAGGAGUCCAUAGUGAUGAUAAAUAAAUAAAUGGGAGAGGAGGGAAGGCUUUAGCUUACAUAGGGACUGCUAAUGUUGGAAAAUCAGCAUCCAAAAGAUCAGAUCAUGCAAGACUCUUCUCUGGGUGCUAAAUCAGAGUGAAAGGGGAGCAGCAGUGGGAUAUUUGCAUGCUUUUAAAAUGUGCCUCCACAGACCUCUUGUUAAUUGCUAGGGAGAAAACAGUAAUUAUACAGUAGACAAACUGAGCACCACAUUAAUCAAGUGGUCAUCAAAAUUGACAAAUAAGAGGGUUGGGGAUUUACCUCAGUGGUGCCUCCAGCUGCUUCGCAAGCGAAAGGUCCUGAGUUCGAUCCCCAGUACAAAAAAAAAAAAAUUGACAAUAAGAUGGAUUUAACGUGGCUUCCAGUGUGAAGUCCCUAAAACAGGCCACCUGUGCAGUCUUUCAGCUGGGCACACGUCCUUCCAAUCUCACGACAGACACAAAAAGAGGGUUGUCUGUUUUCCAGAUUGGGAAACUGAGGUACAAGGAAGUAACACAAGUAGGUGGUAAUGCUGGGCCUUCAGCUUAGGUCUUCCUAUUCCUUGGGGUCUGUGUUAUGUGAUGCUGUCCCCUCAUUUAUACCUCAGUGUAUUGGGCCUUGGAUUAGUUAGGUCAUUACUUUAUAUCUGUUACCAUGUGGGGCUUGGGCUGAGUUUUAAGAAAUGCCCUAAUAUCCUUAUAUAUAUUGAGUGGAUGACAAUUUGAAACUUGACUUCCACAAUCCACACAUUAGUUGGAAAUCAGAGCUUAGCAGGAGAUCAGUUUGCUCUGACUUCAGAGAACUGAAUCUCUGGGUGAGGACCCACACAACAUGGCCUGGGACUUCGCAGAGAGCUCUUAACAGGCAAUGAUGGGAGGGACACAAUAUCGAGAGUCCUGGUAAGGUGAGAUUUUAACCGAUUGUCCUUAGAUGGAGCCAAGACAGUCAGGUCUCCUCCUUUGGCGACUCCUCAGGGCCACCAUAGACGAGAGUAGUGAUGACGAACCUUUUAGAGCUUUCAGUGAUAAUAAACAGCCUGCUGUGGGAUGUGUGCCAUAGGUUUGCCACCCCUGGACUAGAGAAUGGUGUGUCCAUGAUCAGUAAGAAUUCCCAUACGGCCCAUCUUCAGCCCCUUCUCUCUUGGCCAGGAUAUUCUUAACUUCAUGGACAGAACAUUCUUUUUUAACAGUGAUACUGAGAUAUGUAAUAUAUUAGGUGAUUAUAAUGUAACAGUAUAUAGCAUGUAUAUCACAUACCAUGAAAUUCAACUCAUUUAAAGUAUACGAUUCAAUGGAGUUUGGCUUAGCACAUUAUUUUUUAAAUUGUGACACUAAAAGCUGGGCAUGGUGGCACACAUCUGUAAUCCUGGCACUUGGAAGGCUGAGGUAGGAGGAUUGAUGUGAGUUCAAGGCCAGCCUGGGCUACAUAGUGAGUUCAAGACCAACCUGAACAUAGGGCCUGCCUCAAAAUAAAUAAAAUGUGACACUAUAACAAAAUUUGCCAUUUUAACCCUUUUUAAGCAAAUAGUUCAGCAGCAUUAAU